Messenger RNA from Helianthus annuus (common sunflower), 1390 nucleotides. RefSeq lists its product as uncharacterized. The transcript has 2 exons. Bases 109 to 1317 code for a protein of 402 amino acids. Lineage: Eukaryota; Viridiplantae; Streptophyta; Magnoliopsida; Asterales; Asteraceae. The record is from RefSeq and is a predicted model, not a curated record.
UCCCCCUUUUCGGUCGCCGCCCCUGUCAAAGACCUCGGUCUUCCUACUCCGACCGCUGCCCUCGGGCUUUUACUCGCCGGACACUUUGUUCUUUUUCCUUCUGUCUCAAUGGGAGACGAUGAUACCAACUCACCAAAAUCCUCAACCGCUGAUGUUGACCCACAAAAAACCUCGAACCCCCCAACUCCCUUACACCCCGUGUAUUCCGUCAACAACAUUCAACAGAAGAUUCGAACUCUUGACGGGGAAAAGGUCUCCUACUCGUCCUGGGUUAACCUCUUUCAUCUCCACGCUACUGCUUACCGUGUCUUCGAUCACAUCGAUGACACCCCCCAACCCGCUGAUAAUGACCCAUCCCUAGCUUCCUGGAAGGAGAUCGAUGUCGUGGUUCUUCAAUGGAUUUACGGCACGUUAACAGACGAUCUCCUUCUCAAGGUCCUUCAGCCCGGAUCCACGGCUCGUCAGGCUUGGCUCCGGCUCGAAAACCAUUUUCUCAACAAUAAAGACUCCCGGGCUGCCACUCUUGAAGAAGAUUUCACCAACCUUACUCUUCAAUCCUGCUCUUCCCUUGAAGCCUACUUUCAGCGAUUGAAGGAGAUAGCUGACCAACUGGCCGCCGUUGACUGCCCGGUGCCUGAAAAACGGCUUGUGUUGAAACUGGUCCGUGGGCUACCCCCGGAAUUUGAUAUGACCGGGGCCCUCAUUGUUCAGCGACUGCCCUCCUGGGCCGAUGCGUGUGAUAUGCUUCUCCGGGAACAAAGCCGUCAACGUGCUCGUGCUGCUGUCUCUCCUCCCGUCGUGGCUGCCGCCGUCGAUUCAGCACCCCCUGCUCCUCCCCGGUCUGACCCCCGUGACACUCGGGAGCCCCGUGAUCGCGACAACCGUAACCGGCGGGGCGGCUCUUAUCGUCGUGGCCAAACAAGAGGCAGAGGACAAUACUCGUAUCAAACCCGCAACCAGCCGGCUCCUUCUUUUCCAGCACCAGGUCCGUUUGGUUAUUAUGGCUCCCCACAGUGGAUGGUGCCACCUUGUCCCUUUCCUACCCAAGGAUCUUGGAUAAACCCUUGGUCCUACCCUACCCCACCACCUGCUAACACCCAGCAACAACAUCAGUCCACACAACAGCAGCCGCCCUCCUCGGCCCAGGCCCACAUCACCGAACUGGACCCUAUGCAGCCCACAGACUUGGCCCAAGCCUUUGCGGCUUUCGGAAUCACGCAGCCGCAGGACCUUUGGAAUAUGGACACGGGGGCCACUUCUCAUAUCACGCCAGAGCACGGAUCUCAAGGAUGGUAUGCUCCUGAGCCGCCACAAUAGCUCUGGCGAUCUAUACCCUUUCACUACCAAUGAAUCCGCUGCUGCGUUUGUUGCUACCGCCUCUUCUACAUUU